Molecule: messenger RNA, 4515 nt
Organism: Eleginops maclovinus (Patagonian blennie)
Lineage: Eukaryota; Metazoa; Chordata; Actinopteri; Perciformes; Eleginopidae
Gene: rap1gapb
Product: RAP1 GTPase activating protein b
Biological process (GO): activation of GTPase activity; regulation of small GTPase mediated signal transduction
Cellular component (GO): cytoplasm
Molecular function (GO): GTPase activator activity
Source: RefSeq, a predicted model, not a curated record
AAGAGUUAGAGGUGUAGAAACAGAGGAGAGGAGCAUAGAGGAAGGAGCAGAGAUAGAGACAGGUAUGGCUGUUAUUCUGUAGCCUCGUGUUGUAACCUGCACUGAUAUCCUGCUCUCACUUGGGAAGCCUCAUCAUCCGCAGAGCAAGAUGUCUCAGAGGAAAAGGAGCUUCACAUUCGGAGCUUAUGGAGGAGUUGACAAGACUUUCUCCAGGACCCGAAGCUUGUGGAAACAAGAUGGAAGGAUUCCUCGUAUCUCUGAUGAAGUAGAGCCUUCACUAGCACACUCCCAACCUCCAUUUCCUCUUCCUGCACUUUCACAGACCUCGGACCUGUUUGCCAUGAUUGAGAAGAUGCAGGGUUGCAGAAUGGAUGAGCAAAGAUGCCCCCUUCCUCCCCCCCUCAAAACAGAAGAGGACUACAUCCCUUAUCCCAGCGUUCACGAGGUUCUAGGUCGCACUAGUCCUUUUCCACUCAUCCUGCUUCCCCAGUUUGGAGGCUACUGGAUCGAGGGGACCAAUCAUGAGCCUAAAGAACCCCCAGAGGCAGCAAGCCCCGGCCCUUCCUCCCAGAUCAAACUGGAGACAAACAGCACCGCCAAAAUCUACAGGAAGCAAUUCAUGGGCAAGGAACACUUUAAUUAUUACACCAUGGAUGCUGCCCUGGGCCACUUGGUCCUCUCCAUGAAAUAUGAUGUCAUUGGGGAUCAGGAGCAUCUGCGCUUAAUGCUUCGCACAAAGAUAAAAACCUACCAUGAUGUGAUUCCAAUUUCCUGCCUCACCGAGUUCCCCAAUGUGGUUCAGAUGGCCAAGCUUGUUUGUGAAGAAGUAAACGUGGAUAGGUUUUAUCCUGUCCUCUACCCAAAGGCUUCAAGGCUUAUUGUCACCUUUGAUGAGCAUGUGAUCAGCAACAACUUCAAGUUUGGGGUUAUUUAUCAAAAGUUUGGCCAGACAACAGAAGAAGAGCUGUUUGGGAACAUGGAAGAAAGUCCCUCCUUUGUGGAGUUCUUGGAGUUUCUGGGCCACAAGAUUGAACUUCAUGACUUUAAAGGGUUUCGGGGUGGACUGGAUGUCACUCAUGGGCAGACGGGGACCGAAUCCGUCUACACCACUUUCCAUAAUAAGGAGAUAAUGUUCCAUGUGUCCACCAAGCUGCCUUAUACAGAAGGUGACUCACAACAGCUGCAGAGGAAGAGACACAUAGGCAAUGAUAUUGUAGCCAUCGUGUUCCAGGAGGAGAACACGCCCUUUGUACCAGACAUGAUCCAGUCCAACUUCCUCCAUGGGUACGUGGUGGUGCAGGUGGAGAACGCAUGUACGGACAAUGUCACCUACAAGGUGUCUGUGACAGCACGGGAUGAUGUACCUUUCUUUGGGCCCGCUCUGCCUGACCCUGCCGUUUUCAAAAAGGGCCCAGAGUUCCGGGAGUUCCUCUUCACCAAGCUCAUCAAUGCUGAGUACGCCUGUUACAAGGCUGAGAAGUUUGCAAAGCUCGAGGAGCGCACACGUUCAGCCCUGUUGGAGACUCUGUACGAGGAGCUGCAUUUCAACAGCCAGUCCAUGAUGGGUCUGGGUGGAGACGAUGACAAGCUGGAGAACGGGGCCGGAGGAGGUGGAGGAGGCUUCUUUGAAUCCUUUAAGCGGGUCAUCCGUAGCAGAAGCCAGUCUAUGGACGCCAUGGGCCUCAGUAACAAGAAGUCAAACACUUUCUCCACUAGCCACAGUGGCAGCUUUACCCACAAUCCCGCAGAGAGCCCCAAAACCCCAGGGAUUUCAUUGCUUGUUCCAGGGAAAAGUCCCAGUAAAUAUGGACGCCGAGGCAGUGCCAUAGGAAUAGGAACAAUAGAAGAGUCAUUGAUAAUUCCUGGGAAAAGCCCGACCAGGAAAAAGUCUGGCCCAUUCAGCUCCCGCCGCAGCAGCGCCAUUGGCAUCGAGAACAUCCAGGAGGUCCAAGAGAGGAGCCGAGAGGUGUCACCCAGCACCCAGAGGACACCGGAGGGCAGCCAUUUCUCUCUGGAAAACAGAUCAGACAACUCUUCCAAUCACAGCUCUCCUGAAUUCCCUACUACUAGGAACAGUUUGGCCAUGUGUUGCAGGGCGCCGUCCAUCCCCGAGGCUCAGGACCUUUCCCGCUCGUCUUCCAACGCCAGCAGCUUUGCUAGCGUUGUGGAGGAGCACGAGGCAGAGGAUGAGUACGACACUGGACUGGUGUGUGGAGAAAAGCAGAGACAACACAUAAUGAAAGAAAGUGCGUCUUGUGUUACGCCACUCAAGGGAGAGUCAUUUACGUACGGCUCAGUGGAGGAAAGUUUGUGCAGUGCAACCCAGGGGAGUGUUCCAGCAGCAUCUCGUCUGCAGCAGGAACCGGAUGGAGUGAAGAGCUUGGAGCCCAAAGCGACAGACAGCCGGCCCAAGACAGAGCGGCCCUCGCUGGAGCACAAAUCCUCAUCGAACUGUUAGCCACUCUGCUCUGAUCAUUGUAUCAACGUCCAUCUUCAGCAUUGCCAUUAGAGGCAUUUUUAGCCAAAAAUGAGCCAAGGGCCAUGUGAUCCACUGACACAGAAGAGGAGCAGAGGAGAAGGCAGAUCCACAGACUGACAGAUCUUCCUUUGUAUGUUUGGCUUGGAUCCGCUGACUGGACAUGAACACACCUAUCGUCUCUCAUUCCAGCUCCAUGGGGAACCCCGUAAGCUCAAAGCUUUGGAAAAGACACCUUCUCAGUCAUGCAGCAUCAUUACUGACUGUCAUCUAUCAGCUGACUUAGCAGAAUAAGCCUGGCUGUGUUCUCAUUCUUAAAGCCAGUAAGCUUUAGAACUGAUUCUUCUCGUGUGUCGUCUUGACAAGAUCAGGGUAAGAACUGGGGUUUAAUAAUAGUGAUUCAAAUCACAACCGAUUAAACAACUGCUGUUUGUUUAGCUUGUUAAACAGUCUAUAGAGAGGAGAGCUGCACUAGAAAGAAACAUGUUUUUUUUAAAUGUCAACCUCUCAUCCCACUGUGAUAUUGUCCAUGGGUUUAACUUUGAUGUACCAGGUGUGUGUGUGUGGCUGUCUGGCAAGGCCACUUUUUGUGUUUUAUCAAUCUUUUCUUCUUCUGAAUAUUCUACUGUGGAUAUUUGUCGUGUUUUACAACAGCUUCGUUCAACCUGUCAUGUUUUUAACGGAGGGUAGGCUACUUCUAUGCUGUUGUUGAUGGCUGUAAUGGGAUCAGUCACCUUCCUCCUAGGUUGGCGAUGGGUAUUAUAUGGCACAGAAAUUGUCUGCAAUUUUUAAUUCAAAAUUAAUUCUGUAAAAAUAAAAAUACAAUAGAAAUGCUAUUUAGUAAAAAAAAUAUGAGUAAAAAGCAUACUUACUGUAGUGCUCCAACCAGCAACAUGCAUCCUCAAUCCAUACGUCAAGGAACUGCUGUUAAGACCUUUGUCCCACACCACUUGUUGACUCGAUGUCUGUGUACAAGUGUGUGUAUACAACAGUGCUGUGCAUGGUGUAAAUCUGCUUGCCAAAAACCUCUGUACACUGUUGCCAUGCUUGACAUAGAGGUGUUGUCCCUGUGAUUUGUGUUUAAUCAGAAACCAGCCAACAUCUCCAGAUGCACUGCACAUCGCUGAUAGAGAGCCAAAUGUUUCACAGUUUAUUUGUAAAGUGUAUUUUAUGUCCGUGACCCUAAGCACUACAUUUGCAGAGUUAUUUUGAAUGGCGACCUCUUGGAAAACCCUUUUUUUUGUUGCUGAAUAUGAAUUACACUGUGACUCCUCUUGAACUUGCCUUUUAAAAUGAUUGUGUCAUGCGAGCUGCUUUGAAGGACUGUCAUAUAGGAAGGCACUGUGUUGCCGCCCGCUGGCUUGAAUGUAAAAAUGUAGGCAGACAUUUAUUUAUUCGUACAUAUCUGCCCCGCUGAAUGGUGAACUGUGUUAUCUAAUGACCGCAGAAACCAUGAGUCUGAAAAGAUUUUCAGUUUUUCAGUUCAUGAUGAAGGAAAGAGCCGACACAUGGAGUUCAUUUCAGUAAUAUGACUGUAGCAGACAUCAGAUUUAUUGUCUUUGGGGAAUUAAAGACAGCAUUAAUAGAGACACUGGACCAAAUGCAAAACAGCCCAAACAGGAUUCAUCAAGCUACAAUCUUUUGCUUUCGACUUGAAAAAAGACAUUGAAAAGAUAGAAAGAUACAUUUUUGGUAAUAAUUACACAUAUGUGUAUUAGAGGCUCUGAAAUUGAUUCACAAAAAUAAUGUCAGAUGAUUUUCCUUUGGACUCUCGAAAUGCUUGACUAGAUGACGUGCGCCCUCUUGUGGCGAUGUAGUAUUUAUAGCACAUCACUAUGUGGUACCGUUCAUCUUACUGUGCUUGCCCCAAAACCACAACAAAAGAAGGGACCCUUCUAUGUACUCCAUUCAGAUGAUUGUAUUUCUGUUCUCGUCAGCUUAAGCCCUUGUUCAAAAGACAUGUUUGUAAAUAUUGCUUUACAUCUUUCUUUGUAAAUAAAGCCACCAAAAAUGUUUAAUAAAGAAGAUGAUGCAUAUUA